AUGGCAGAUGUACCAACGCUCAAAAUCACUCUUCUCGGUGCUGGGCAGGAGGUCGGCCGGUCCUGCUGCGUCAUUCAGUACCGUGGCAAGACAAUAGUAUGCGACGCAGGCGUUCACCCCGCCUACAGUGGCAUCGCAUCCCUACCAUUCGUUGACGAACUAGAUUGGAGCACUGUAGACGUACUGCUAAUCACUCAUUUUCAUCUGGAUCACGCCGCCGCCCUCACAUACAUCACGGAGAAGGCUAGUGCUACAACGAAUUUCCGGGAUGGCAAAGGCAAGGUAUACAUGACGCAUCCCACCAAAGCACUGCACAAAUUCAUGAUGCAAGACUUCGUACGAAUGAGCUCGUCAACGUCCGAUGCCCUGUUCUCUCCUCUUGACCUCUCAAUGUCUAUGUCGUCCAUCAUCCCUGUGUCCGCUCACCAAGUCAUCACGCCUUGUCCAGGGGUGACCUUCACCCCGUACCACGCCGGCCAUGUCCUCGGCGCUUGCAUGUUUCUCAUAGACAUUGCUGGUCUCAAGAUCCUGUACACCGGCGACUACUCUCGCGAAGAGGACAGGCAUCUUGUGAAGGCGGAAGUGCCUCCAAUACACCCCGAUGUCCUUAUUAUCGAGAGUACGUAUGGCGUACAAACACUGGAGGGCAGGGAAGAAAAGGAAGCAAGAUUCACAAGUCUGGUUCACAAUAUCAUCCGUAGAGGCGGUCAUGUCCUAUUGCCGACAUUCGCUGUAGGACGCGCACAAGAACUGCUGCUCAUCUUGGACGAAUAUUGGAAGAAGCACCCUGACCUGCACAACGUCCCUGUGUACUAUGCUUCGAAUCUAGCGCGAAAAUCUAUGGCUGUCUACCAGACCUACAUCCACACAAUGAAUUCCAAUGUGCGAUCGCGGUUCGCAAAGAGAGACAAUCCCUUUGUCUUCAAAUAUAUAUCCAAUGUACCACACAGUCGAGGCUGGGAGCGCAAAGUCGCCGAGGGACCGCCGUGCGUAGUGUUGGCAAGUCCAGGAUUCAUGGACUCGGGGCCUAGCCGGGAACUGCUGGAACUCUGGGCGCCAGACUCGAGGAACGGCGUCAUCGUCACAGGCUAUUCGAUAGAAGGGACAAUGGCGAGGGAAAUCCAAAGUGAACCGGAAGAGAUCAUGCCCGCCAAGGGCGCCCCGAUCCCUCGCAAGCUCUCCGUGGAUGAGAUCUCCUUCAGUGCCCAUGUCGACUACUCGCAGAACUCAGAGUUCAUCGAGAUGGUCAAGGCGCAGCAUAUAGUCCUCGUACAUGGAGAACAGACUGCGAUGGGCCGUCUGCGUGCGGCGAUGACAGAUCGAUACAAGAGCCGGGACGAAGAUGUCAAGAUUCAUACUCCACGGAACCUGGAGACCCUUGAGCUCACGUUCCGAGGUGAACGUGUGGCGAAGGCAAUCGGCCACUUGGCCGCCCAACCACCACAACCAGGGGACCUGCUCUCCGGUUUGCUCGUUGCCAAGGACUACUCUUACACACUUCUCGACCCGCGGGACCUCCGCGACUUCACCGGCCUGUCAACAAAUAUCGUCACGCAAAGACAGAAGAUGGUGCUGACCGUUGGUUGGGAGCUCGUCCGGUGGCACUUGGAAGGCAUGUUCGGCAAGGUGGAAGAGGGCUUGGACAAGGAUGGUGUACCCACCAUCCGAGUCAUGGGCGCCGUAGACGUCAAACAGGCACAGGAGCACGAGUUGAUCCUGGAAUGGGACUCCAGUGCCAGCAACGACAUGAUCGCGGACUCUACGCUCGCCCUGAUCACCGGCAUCGACAAGAGCCCCGCCUCCGUCAAGCUGACGACCCAUCCUCACUCCCACUCACACGCCCCAGAGCACCCGCAUCCGCACGCGGACAUCGAGGACGAGACCGGCCCCGUGACACGCAUCCGCCGCCUCGCGAUGUUCCUCGAGGCACACUUCGGUGAGGUCGAGCUGCACAUGCCCGAGGACGGAGACGAGCAGGAGCAAGAGCAAGGUGAGGACAGCCACGAGGCAGCGCUCCUCGUCCGCCUCGACGAGGCAGACGCGCUCAUCAACCUGGUCACACUGACCGUUGAGAGCACGAGUGAACAGCUCAAAAGACGCGUGGAGACGGUGCUGGACAUGGCGCUCUCGACCGUCAGCUCCUUGAACGAGUCGUUCACUUCGGGCGUGCCUCUCCUCAGCGAGGAAGGCGGUCUGCCCGAGACAGUCAAGGACAAGUCUGGCAGUCCUGCCGUAGCACUGAGUGGCGGCGAGAGCAAACCAACCUUACCCGCCAUCUCAGAGGACGCAGAACAUGCCGACGAUGAACCCCAGGCUCAGCCUGAAGCAGAAGGCUCGAAGGGCGGCGAGAAUCCUGUCGACGUCGACGCACAAACCGACGGAGAGACCAAGAACGCAGAUCGUCACGAUGGAGAGGGCGUUGAAGAGGGAGACGGGGAUGAUGAUAGCGAGUCGGGGACUGACGACGACAUCAUUCUCGAGGUACACGCUUGA
Fomitopsis serialis is the source of this 2493-nucleotide messenger RNA. Its product is annotated as Metallo-hydrolase/oxidoreductase. The coding region runs from base 1 to 2493 and encodes 830 amino acids. The record is from RefSeq and is a predicted model, not a curated record. Gene Ontology annotation, cellular component: mRNA cleavage and polyadenylation specificity factor complex. The transcript is spliced from 11 exons. Gene Ontology annotation, biological process: mRNA 3'-end processing by stem-loop binding and cleavage. Gene Ontology annotation, molecular function: RNA endonuclease activity; RNA binding; 5'-3' exonuclease activity. NCBI's taxonomy places the organism in Eukaryota, Fungi, Basidiomycota, Agaricomycetes, Polyporales, Fomitopsidaceae.